AUGAAUUAUAUACAAUUUCGUCGAAUGUCAACCCUGCUUGAUUCAGCCAUGAAAAACCCUAAUUCUCUUCUCCUUAAAAGUAAAUGGAGUCCUAUUCCAAUACCCUAUAGAACAAUCCAUGAACCCAAAGCUCAAGAUCUCGAUUACAUCAACAUAGCUAACAAUCAUCUUCUUCACAUUUAUUGGGAUAAGCUAGAUAAAUUACUAACCAAAUCUAAUUCAUUUAGAGUGAAGCACAUUCUGUUAAAGCUUCACAACGAUUACGCCAUUUCCCUAAAAUUCUUCAAAUGGAUUGAACUUCACAACCCUAAUUUGCUCACCCUCAAAACAAAUUCCAUCAUCCUCCACAUCCUCACCAAGAAUUGUAAAUUUGUGACAGCUGAAUCCAUUUUAAAGAAGAUCAUCCGUUCUUGUGUUGUAAACCUCCAUUCUAAGCUCUUUGAUGUUGCUCUUCACUCUUAUCGAAUGUGUGAUUCCAGUCCUCGUGUUUUCGAUGCACUUUUCAAAAUGUAUGCACAGAUGAAGCAGUUCAGGAAUGCAACAGAUACAUUUUGUCGUAGGAAAGAAUACGGAUUUCUUCCUACCAUUGAAUCAUGCAACAUGUAUAUGAUUUCACUGCUUAGUUUCAAUCAAGCAGACAUCGCGUUACCAUUUUACAACCAAAUGAGAAGAUCCAAAAUCACAAUCAAUAUGUUCACUCUCAAUAUGGUGAUGAAUGCUUAUGUUCAAUUAGGGAAACUAGAGAAUGCAGUCAAAGUGUUCGAUGAAAUGCAAGGUAUGGGAAUGAACCCUUUUGUAUCCUCCUACAAUACAUUGAUCACUGCAUACAUCAACAAAGGCCUUUUAACAACCAGAAUCAAGUUGAAACUUACAAUGGAGAAGAACGGAAUCAGCCCAAAUGUCAUAACUUACAACACAAUAAUCCAUGGAUUUUGUAAAGAAAGGAAACUACAUGAUGCUUUUAAGGUUUUCCAAGAAAUGAAAAGGGUAAAUGUGGAACCUAAUAUUGUAACUUACAACACAUUAAUCACUGCAUGUUCCCAAUCAGGUAAAAUCGAAAAGGGUAAUCAGAUUUUUGAAGAAAUGAUAAGAAACGGGGUCAAACCUGAUAUUUUGACUUAUAAUGCAUUGUUGUUGGGACUUUGUAACGAAGGAAAAACCAAGAAAGUUGCUUAUUUGGUUAAAGAACUUGAUAAAAAGAAAUUAGUACCAAAUUCUUCAACAUUUUCUGCCCUAAUUAAAGCCCAAUGUGCUCGAAAGAACCCAGAUCGUGGUUUUCAACUUUAUAAAAGCAUGGUGAAGAGUAAUUGUCGUCCAAAUGAAGAUACUAUGAAGAUGUUGAUUUUAUCAUUCUUGCAAACCGAUGAUUAUUAUGGUGCUUGGUGUUUUAAAGAGAUGUUAGAGAGGCCUGAUUCGGUUGUUUUGAGUGGGUUGUGUAACGGGUUUUCAAAAGCUUGGAAAGAUAGAUUUGUUAUGAAUUUAUUAAGUGAGGUUGAAAAUGGGUGUUUUAGUCAUGAACGUUAUGAGAAAGUUAAAAGCAUAAUUUGUGACUCUAACAAUGAAGGUAAAGAACUUGAAGGAAAUGUUUAA
Molecule: messenger RNA, 1590 nt
Organism: Lactuca sativa (garden lettuce)
Lineage: Eukaryota; Viridiplantae; Streptophyta; Magnoliopsida; Asterales; Asteraceae
Source: RefSeq, a predicted model, not a curated record